This is a messenger RNA of Strongylocentrotus purpuratus (purple sea urchin), 1324 nucleotides long. RefSeq names its product 4-hydroxy-2-oxoglutarate aldolase, mitochondrial (gene hoga1). The transcript has 7 exons. Lineage: Eukaryota; Metazoa; Echinodermata; Echinoidea; Camarodonta; Strongylocentrotidae. The record is from RefSeq and is a predicted model, not a curated record. Gene Ontology annotation, biological process: N-acetylneuraminate catabolic process. The coding region runs from base 134 to 1153 and encodes 339 amino acids. Gene Ontology annotation, molecular function: N-acetylneuraminate lyase activity; 4-hydroxy-tetrahydrodipicolinate synthase activity.
CACCUUAACUCACUUUAACUGGUACCUGAAUGCGAGAGAGCGAGAAAGGGAGGGUAUUUUUUUUUUUCGCGUCGUCAGCUGACCGUCACUUGAAAAAGGUUGUCUCGACCAGUAGACACUAAUCAAAAUCAUCAUGAUUUACAUAAGAACGUCAUUUAUACGGUUGCAUACAUUGCUGCAAUCAGCGAAUGCCGCCAUUACUUCAAAGUCUCGUCUGUCUCUACGUAACGUCCGUACAAUGUCAUCAGCAAACCGGCUCGACUUGAGCGGUGUUAUGCCGCCGAUCGCUACUCCUUUUGACAAAGAUGAGAAUAUUCGCUAUGACCUGUUGGAAGAAAACAUUAAUAAGUGGAAUAAGAUUCCAUUCCGAGGUUAUGUGGUACAGGGGUCCAGUGGAGAAUACAUGUAUUUAAGCAAGGAGGAGCGAGUUGAAAUAGUCAAGCGGGUCCGGAACGCUGUACCCUCUGACAAACUCAUCGUAGCUGGAUCAGGAUGUGAAUCAACCCGUGAUACGAUCGAGAUGACCCAAAGAAUGGCUGAUGCUGGGGCUGAUGCAGUUCUUGUGGUGACACCGUGUUUCUAUAAGGGUGGAAUGACUGCAGAGGCCCUUACAAACCAUUACACAAAGGUAGCCGAUGCUAGCCCAGUGCCUGUCAUCCUCUAUAGUGUACCGGCUAACACUGGAAUAGAUCUCCCAGUUGAGGUGGCAGCUAAGAUGUGCAGUCAUCCUAACGUUAUCGGCAUGAAGGAAAGCGGUGGUGAUGUAUCUAAAAUCGGUUUGAUGGUUCACAAAACAAAAGGUGAAGAUUUUCAGAUUUUAGCUGGUUCUGGUGGAUUCUUCAUCCAAGCAAUGACUGUAGGUGCAGUAGGUGGAAUCUGUGCUGUAGCCAAUGUCUUGGGAGGAGAAUUGUGUCAUCUUCACCAGCUCUUCAAGGAUGGAAAGAUGGAGAAAGCAGUAGAACUUCAGCAUCGCAUCAUUGCUCCAAAUGCUGCCGUCACAAGGAAGUUUGGUAUACCAGGCUUGAAGACUGCCAUGGAUUGGUUUGGGUACUACGGGGGACCUACACGUUCCCCUCUGGUACCCCUUGCUCAGGGCCAGCUGGACGCCAUGAUGAAAGACUUUGUAGAGAAUGGAUUCGAUCCAAAGAAGUGAUCACCUGCCAGCGAUCAUCCAGAGGUGAAAGACCACACCGUCCCAUCGUCCCUGUGGUGAUUGGACUUUAAUGCUUAAGGGUGGUAUUCUUGAAAGCGGACUAACUUUAGUCCAUGGUUUAAUCCACCGACUAAGUAUGGAAUGCCAAGUGUCCAUAUGAAUAUGUUUUUG